This is a messenger RNA of Saccostrea cuccullata (small rock oyster), 970 nucleotides long. RefSeq lists its product as uncharacterized. Gene Ontology annotation, molecular function: protein binding. Lineage: Eukaryota; Metazoa; Mollusca; Bivalvia; Ostreida; Ostreidae. The transcript is spliced from 4 exons. The record is from RefSeq and is a predicted model, not a curated record. The annotation marks the transcript as partial.
AUGCAGACCCUAGUAUUUUUUGUGGAAUUGAGUUCAAUCCUUAGCAUCAUAACUACUGAGAAGGUAUCACCACGGCAAGGUCUGAAGUCCUUCAGAGAGGACUAUGACAGUAUCGCCAAAACAUGUGUGGCUGUUGGAUAUGUAAAAGACAACUGUAAACACAACUCGGAUAAAAGAAAUAUGGUUAUCGCAUUCAAUGCUAAAACCAAAGGAGGUGUCCAAACAGUAAAUAAGGGGAGGACUGUAAUCUUUGCAGAAGUUAGUCUAAAUAUAGGAAGAGGGUUAAAAGCCGACAAAGGGAUUUUUAUCGCCCCGAUUUCGGGUGUGUGCGUCUUUGACUGGACAACGAUGACGAACACCAAUAAAUACGCCCACACCGCUCUGUAUGUUAAUGGUAAAAUAAAGGAGACCAACCAUUGUCAAAAUAACAACCACUCCAUCCAAAUGGUAUGCAGUAAAAUGGCUGUCGUUAGAAUGGAAACAGGAGACGAGGCUUCUAUUAAAUGUUUUUAUGGAACAUCGUCUAUUUACAACUAUUACUCGUCUUUCUCUGGUUUCAUGUUAUAUAGAAUGCAGUUCAUAGGAUUUGUUGUGGGAUUGAGUGCAAUUCUUGGUAACAUAUCCUCUGAGAAAGUAUCACCAAAGCCAGGUCUGAAAUCCUUCAGGGACGACUAUGACAGUGUAGCCAAAACAUGCGUGGCUGUUGGAUAUGUCAAAGACCAUUGCAAAAAUAACCGAGACAGAAGUACUAAAAACAUGGUUAUUGCAUUCAACGCUAAAGCCAAAGGAAGUGUCCAGGCAGUAAGUAAAGGGAAUAUCGUCAUGUUUGGAGACGUUGAUCUGAAUAUAGGAGGAGGUUUUAACGCAGUCAGAGGGGAUUUCACCGCCCCCAAAUCGGGCGUGUACGUGUUUGACUGGACAAUAUUGACGGAACGAAAUAAAGCAGCAUACACCGCUCUGUACGUUAAAG